AUGCCGCCGCCGUUACAUACCCGGCCUGAGAAUGUGCUCAGACGGGCGCAAGAGCUCAUUGCUGUCGAUCAAACCCAAGCAGCCCUCAAUGUCCUCCACGAACAUGUCACCUCGAAGCGCUCCCGGAACAGCGCCAUCUCCUCGCUGGAGCCGGUAAUGCUCCUCUUUGUCGAGCUAUGCGUCGAUCUGAGAAAAGGCAAAUCCGCAAAAGAUGGACUGUACCAGUACAAAAACAUUGCCCAGAACACCAAUGUGGGCACAAUAGAGUUGGUCCUCAAAAAGUUCAUCGAGCUUGCGGAACAAAAGGUUCAGGAGGCUCAGGCCAAGGCUGAUCAGGUUCAAUCUUCGCUCGAGUCUGCUACCACAUCGACCCAGCUUAAUGUGGAAGAUCUCGAGGCUACCGAGACUCCCGAGACUAUCCUGCUUGCCACUGUCUCCGGGGAGCAAUCCAAAGAUCGAACCGAUCGAGCCAUUGUCACACCCUGGCUCAAGUUUCUCUGGGAGACAUACCGCACGGUGCUCGAGAUCUUGAAGAACAAUGCCCGUCUCGAGGUUAUGUACCAGAGCACCGCGCAUCAAGCCUUUGAUUUCUGUCUCAAGUACACUCGAAAGACUGAAUUCCGCCGUCUUUGCGAGCUUUUGCGCAAUCAUGUCCAGAACGCAGCCAAGUACUCGUCGCAGAUGCACGCCAUCAACCUCAAUGAACCAGACACCUUGCAACGCCAUCUCGAAACACGCUUUCGACAACUGAACGUGGCUGACGAGCUAGAAUUGUGGCAAGAGGCUUUUCGAAGUGUUGAGGACAUCCACAUGCUUCUGACCCUAUCCAAGCGACCGGCCAAGAACGUCAUGAUGGCCAACUACUACGAGAAGCUCACCAAGAUCUUCCUUGUCAGUGACAACUUUCUGUUCCAUGCUGCUGCAUGGAACAAGUACUACAAUCUCCUUCGGCAAUCUGCCAACACUGUAGCGGCCGGGCAGGGAUUGAAGCGCGACAACCCCGCCGUCACGGAAGAGUCUUUGACCAAAGCUGCCUCCUUUGUCCUCCUCUCUGCCCUGGCUAUUCCUGUCAUCAGCACUUCGCGCUCCCGAGGUGCUUUGGUCGAUGUCGACGAGGCUCGGAAGAACAAGAACAACCGCUUGACCAACCUUCUUAGCAUGCCAUUUGCACCAACUAGAGCCGGUCUCUUCAAGGAUGCGCUAAGCAAAGGUCUCCUCAGACGUGUCCGGCCUGAAAUCAGAGAUCUCUACAACAUCCUCGAGGUCGAUUUCCAUCCCUUGUCCAUCUGCAAAAAGAUCUCGCCCAUUCUGGCUCAGAUAGGAAACGACCCAGAAAUGGAGAAGUAUGUUCUUCCGCUACAGCAGGUUAUCCUCACCCGUCUCUUCCAACAACUCUCGCAAGUCUACGAGUCUGUCGAAUUGAGCUUCGUUACUCGCCUCGCCCAAUUCCCUGCUCCAUUUGAAGUUACGCCUGCUAUGAUCGAGAAGUUCAUCAUGAACGGCUGCAAGAAAGGCGACUUGUCGAUUCGAUUGGACCACGUCUCCGGGAUCUUGUCCUUUGAUCAGGACGUUUUCUCCUCUGCCAAGGCUCUCCACCCUGGUAGUGCAGCAGGAUCAGCGGAGAGCGAAGUUGGCUCGGUUCAACGACUGCAGAAUACCCCUGCCGAGAUUGCUCGAUCACAACUCACCAGAUUGGCCAAGACGUUACAUGUCACGUGCAUGUACGUCGACGAUUCUUUCAACAAGUCUCGUCUGGCUGCCAGGGAGUCUGCUCUUGCCCGCGCUGCGGAGGGAGCAGAACAAGAGCAUUCCGAGACACUCGAGAGACGCGCCGUCAUCGAGAAGAAGAAACAGGCGGCUUCCGAGGCGUUCCAGAAGAGACUGCGGGAAGAGGAAACCCGACGCCGAAUCCGGGCACAACAACAAGCCGAAGCUGAAUCCCAGCGUCUGCGUGACGAAACAAGAGCUCGUGAGCUUAAACGUGUCAAGGAUGAACAGGCGCGGAUCCGACGCCAGGAAAUCGAAAAGCAGCUUGCAGAGCUUCAAAGCGGCGUCAAGAUUGAUCUUGCUGAUGUCAAUAUUGACGAACUGGAUAGCAACCAGAUCCGGUUCCUGAAGUUGUCACAACUGGAAAAGGACAAGAAAGAAAAGGAUGAGAAGAUCCGUAUUACUGCCAAGCGCCUUGAUCACCUGGAGCGUGCCUUCCGCCGUGAAGAACUCAAGUACGCGGAACAGGACUACGAGAAACAACGUGCCGAAGACAUGAGGAUUUAUGAACACAACAAGCAGAUUGCAUUGAAGGAGGCGCAAGAGAAACACAAGGAGGGGUUGGCUCUCAAGCAUCGUCUCAGCAGACUUAUUAAGCACUACGAUUCAUUCAAGGGCCAAAUCACCGAGCGUCGUUCUGCCGAGUUUGAAAGACUUCGCAAGAAGGCCGAACGUGAAUUCGAGGAAGAGAAACGGAAGCGAAUCCGAGCAUACCAGGAAGAAAAGGCCAGACAGCUCGCUGCACAAGAAGCUGAAGAGCGCCGCCUUCGCGAAGAAGAGGAGCAGAGACAACGCGAAGAGGAAGAGAAAGCGCGCAUCGAGGAGGAGAAGAAGCGGCAGCGCGAAGAACGACUCGCCCGACUCGAAGCUGAACGAAAGGAGCGUGAUGAAGCCGCGAAGAAGCAAAUGCAACGCGAAGAAGAGGCAGCAGCCAGAAGGGCAGCCCGCAAGACGGAGCAGGCCGCACCAGCACCAUUCUCUCGCGCGGCCCCAAGAGAACCACCUACCAUGGACAACCGCACGGAUUCUCAAGAAGGUCCCCGCACUGCACCUCGCAUCCCUCUUGCAGGCAAGGCAGGCGGUGGUUGGCGAGAACGACAAGCCGCAAAGGAAGCUGCGGGCCAAGGACCGGCUGCUACUGAAGCUCCUGCCACCGCCUCCUCCCCAGAACCUCCCCAGCCAGCUCCAAUUCGUCGAUCAGGCUAUGUCCCUCCUCAUCUGCGCGAGGGAGGUGGCUCCCGACCCGCCGGGGAGGCACCUCCAUCUCGUGAUCGCGAUCUUCCGCAUCGUGGCGCCUCUUCUUCGCCGGCUAAUGGUGGCCCUGCCCCCAGCGGCCGGUACGUACCUGCACACAUGAGAGAUGGAGGACGCAGUUUGUCACGGGAAGGCGCUGGGUCGCCAGCCCAAGGCAGUGGUGAUGAAGGUGCGCGACCAGAGAGAAAGCCUGCUUUGGGCAGUGGCGGCGGUGCGACUGGUGGACGGUACGUGCCGCCUAGCAUGCGCAACCGUCAGCAGUAG
This is a messenger RNA of Cladophialophora carrionii CBS 160.54, 3285 nucleotides long. RefSeq names its product eukaryotic translation initiation factor 3 subunit A. Gene Ontology annotation, biological process: translation reinitiation; formation of cytoplasmic translation initiation complex. The transcript is spliced from 3 exons. NCBI's taxonomy places the organism in Eukaryota, Fungi, Ascomycota, Eurotiomycetes, Chaetothyriales, Herpotrichiellaceae. Bases 1 to 3285 code for a protein of 1094 amino acids. The record is from RefSeq and is a predicted model, not a curated record. Gene Ontology annotation, cellular component: eukaryotic translation initiation factor 3 complex, eIF3e; multi-eIF complex; eukaryotic translation initiation factor 3 complex, eIF3m. Gene Ontology annotation, molecular function: mRNA binding; translation initiation factor activity.